AUGGACGAUGUCUCUGGGAAUAUGUCAAAGCAGUGGAACAAACACCACACAGUGUACAUGUCUAAUGCCUCCAUGCCAUGUGAGAUGCUUGAAAAGGAAUUCUGUGAUCAUUUUGUGUCAUCCUUGCCACAUGCUUCACCCAUGGAGAUCAUCAAAGCUGUCAAAAAGUCAAUCAGGGCUGCUGCAGAUGAGGGCACUGUUGCAUAUGACUGCAAAUACAGAGAUGAGGUUAUGCUCAUCCCUUAUGGCCUAUUCGAAGCAGGAGAUAACCCCAUGCAGGUGGAAGAGUGCAGCCAUGGCAGUUUGCACUGCAAUUACUUCUGUCACACAUGCAAAGUAGGAGAGACAAUAUCUAUGAAACAGUCUGAUGAAGGAUAUCUUAAACUAUUCGAACAGAUUCUUGAGCAGAUUGAGCUUUUGAAGUUGUCUGGUGGAACUACAAAAGUCCAGAAUGCUGUCUUGUCAACUGGCACCCAUGACACUACCUCUGCAUCAAUUGUGAACCGCCUCCUGGAACUCGGGAAGGAGUUCGAGGAAAUGCUGGGCGGUCUCUCUGUGGAAGAUCAUAUUAACCCUUUGCUUAGCAUGACAGGGCUCAACGUCCAUCAAGACAUGCCAACAGAGAUUCUCCAUACCAUCCUCCUUGGUGUCAUGAAGUACUUUUGGGGUCAGACUAUCUGGAUCCUCAACAAAGCACACCUCGUCAAGAUAUUUCAAACCAGAUUGGACAAUAUCAACAAAGACAGCCUUAAUUCACCCACUCUUGGCACAGAGUAUAUCUGUCAGUACAGUGAGUCUUGCUCAGCUCAUGCCUUUUCUAUAUACAAUCUUGUUCCAUCUACUGUCCUGAAUGGAUGGACCAUCAUUGGACAGCUGGUGGUCUUGCUGUGGCAUAUGAGAAUUGAUGAUGUUGAGGAAUAUCUGGUAUGCUACCUUCCCCAACCCUGA
Messenger RNA from Suillus subaureus, 948 nucleotides. RefSeq lists its product as uncharacterized. The coding region runs from base 1 to 948 and encodes 315 amino acids. The transcript has 5 exons. The record is from RefSeq and is a predicted model, not a curated record. NCBI's taxonomy places the organism in Eukaryota, Fungi, Basidiomycota, Agaricomycetes, Boletales, Suillaceae.